Closterium sp. NIES-65 is the source of this 8226-nucleotide messenger RNA. The record is from the annotation of a GenBank genome assembly. NCBI's taxonomy places the organism in Eukaryota, Viridiplantae, Streptophyta, Zygnematophyceae, Desmidiales, Closteriaceae.
AUGCUGAGGUCUGAUGCGUGCCACCUCAAUGGCCUAUCAGAGAAGGGCAUGUGGCGCAAGGAGGAGUGUCCGAAGGACAGAGGGGGAUACUUCAUUGUGAAGGGCAUGGAGAAGGUGAGAAAGGGAGAUUUCUUAUUCCACUCGGAGGAGUGUCCCAAGGACAGCGGGGGAAACUUCAUUGUGAAGGGGAUGGAGAAGGUGAGGAGGGAGAGGGAUGGUGAAGGGAAGGUGGUCAUUCCCCAGCUCGUGCGAGCACCCAACACCAUCCUAGUCGAGCCGGCACCUCCCCUUUCAUCCCUUUUCCCUGCCCUCUUCCCCUUUCCAACAGGUGGUCAUUCCCCAGCUCGUGCGAGCACCCAACACCAUCCUAGUCGAGUCGAGCCGGCACCUCCCCCUUCCGGCCUUGUCUCUCUAUCAUUCCUUCUCCCCACCUCUGCUCCCCCUGUACACCCACAGGUGGUCAUUCCCCACCUCGUGCAAGCACCCAACACCAUCCUCGUCGAGCCUGCACCUCCCCUGUCCGCUUCUGCUGCUGCCAGAGCUGCCUCGAUGGGCGGCGGGGCAGCAGAAGGGGCGGGAGCGUGGAGGGACGAGUGGGUGGCGUCCGUUGUCUCUACUGAGGACGAUAUGGGAGGGCUCAAGGCAGGGCCACGGGCAAAAACAAGCUCAGCACCUGCAACUGCCAUGUCAGCUGCAGCAGCUGCCACGUCAGCAACCAGCGCAAGCGCUUCCCGCAUCCUUCAAAUCCAUCUCCCAUAUUUCAGCUGCCCGGUUAAUCUCUUCCUCUUCCUUCGUGCCCUGGGAGUUCGGUCAGAUAAGGAAAUAUUUGAAAUGAUUCUCGGGCACCCACUGAAAGAAAGUGAGGGCAUGGUGGGGGCAGGGGAAGAGAGGGGAGGGAAGGGGGCCGAUAGUGUGGGGAGAGGGAUGGAAAGAAAGGCGGGAUUAGGAGAAGAGGAGGAGGGUGGUGAGGGAGAGGAGGGAAAGCAGGAGGGAGAGGAGGAGGGGGAGAGGGGUGCGUGGUUCAAGGCCAAGAGACACAAGAGAGCAGCGAAUGUCAUUGUCAUAGAUGACAGUGAUGAUGAUGCUGAUGGUGUAGCAGCUGCUGCUGCCGUUGCUGGUGGUGGUGGUGGGGAUUCUACUGAUGAUGCUGAUGGGGGAAUGGGAGGAGAAGGUGAGAAGGAGGGAGGAAAGAGGGAAGGAGGGAAGCGCGAAGGAGGGAUGGAAGGAGGGAUGGAAGGAGGAGAGGAAGCGCAAGCACUGAUGAGGCGGCAGCAGGAGGUGCUGCAGCUGCUGCAGCACACGUGUGAAGAGAACCGGAGUAGCAACCAACAGGCUGCGCUUGCUUCUCUGGAGUCUCUGACUCACAACAACAGGCUCUCUGCAUGGGAGCUUCUGGCCAAUGACAUGCUGCCACAUGUCGCCUCCGGCCCCGCCUCUCUCCCUGCCAAGGCACAGUUUGUUGCUUACAUGGCUCGAAGGCUCUGCUCCACCUGUCUUGGAUAUACCCCUCCGGAUGACCCUCGCAGCCUGACGCACCUCAAAGUGGAAACCUCCGGGAAGCUUCUGGAGGACCAGUUCGUCGCAGGGCUGGACAGCCUGUGCUGGUGGAUCGAGCGUGAGGUCACCCGCCACGUCAGCAGGUCUCUCAGGAGCCACGUCAGCAGUGGUACAGUCAGCAGCACGAGGAUGGGGUGGGGGAGGGAGGGGAGGGGGGUGACUGUGGCAGCAGCAGUGGGGGAGGAGAGGAGGGAGGUGGUGUUGGGGUAUUUGAAGCGGCUGCCGUACCGCGUAUUUGUGAACAAAGACUGCAUAUCACUGCGGUUGGAGCCGGCUCUAGCAACUGGAAACUGGCACCGGCCCGGGAGCUACGGCCGAGCCAAAGGCGGCAGGUUCGGCAGCGGCAGCCAGGGAAGGUUCGGCGGAGGGUGGUAUGGGAUGAGCAGCAGCAGUCUGCAUGCGAGUGAGCCACUCAACCGGCUGUCUGCUGCGGCGGCACUGUCACAGCUCAGGAGGAUGGAGGUGCCUUCCCAUCGAUCCAACACCUCUGCUGCUGCAAGACAGAUCCAUGCGACUUCUUUUGACCGCAUUUGCGCACUUGAAACCCCCAAGUCCGAGGCGAUAGGUUUCUCCCUCAACCUAGCCCUUGCUACCUGCGUCUCUAAAGAACCCCCCUCUGUAAUUCCCCUUUCCGCCCCCCUCUCCUCACCCCCUUCUCCCCCACCCCAUCCCAGCCAUGCGACAUUCUUUGGUCGCAUCUGCCCGUUGGAAACCCCCAAGUCCGAGGCGAUAGGUUUCUCCCUCAACCUUGCCCUUGCUACCUGCGUCUCUGGGGAAGGGGGAGAGGAGGAGGAAGAGAAAAAGGCAGAAGAAGAGGAAGGAGAGGGCGUGGGCGGGCAAGGGGGAGGAGCAGGGAAGGCAGAUGGGGGAGGAGGGAAUGGGGGAGGGGGACAGCAAGGAAGGGCAGGGACCAACGCUGGUGCUUGUGGUGGUGGUGAUACUCAUGCCAGAGCGGUUGAGAGUGGUGAUGAUGAGGACGUUUGGGCUUUGGAUGAUAUUGUUGACGGUGCUGACAAGCUUUUUGCUUCGGAGAACCGAGAGGGGAACGGAGAGGGAAACCGAGAGGGGGAGCGGAAGGGGCGUGAGGAGAAAGGUGUGGGGAUGGAUGGAUCCAAGGAGGGCCAUACAGGAUCGGAUAGAGGAACAAGGGUGAAGGAGGAGGAGCAAGGAGGAGAAAUAAGGGUGAGGGAGGAGGAGGAGGAGGAGGAGGAGGAGGAGGAGGAGGAGGAGGAGGAGGAGGAGGAGGAGGAGGAGGAGGAGGAGGAGGAGGAGGAGGAGGAGGAGGAGUGUGGCUACUACCGUAUGACUGCUUCUAAACCUAACCUUCUACUACUCACUGGUCUCUCCCCUUCUUCUCUUCUCGGCAUGGCCUAUCACCCCGCCUUGCACUCCCUGGACCUCGCCUCCUCCCAUCUCAACGUGGUCACCAUGCAUUUGACUCAUCUGGGCAUGGCCUUUCACCCCGCCCUGCACGCCCUGCACCUCGCCUCCUCCCCUGGUCGCAUCCUCCGCCCCUUGCUGCUGCAACAGCCACCCAUCGACCUGCCGCACAGUACCAGCAGCAGCAGCAGCAGCAGCAGCAGCAGCAGCAACAGCCACACGUGGGAGCAGGCAUGGCAGGGCAUGCUCGCAGCAGGAGCAGUAGAGUACGUAGAUGCAGCAGAGGAGGCGGCUAACUGCAACCCUGUUCCAGCAGAACCGCUCCUUGCUGCUGAACAGCACAGCCUGGGACUCGUCGUGUCAAGCCCAUGGGAUGAAAACGGAGCAGCACGGAGUGCUAGGCAGCAAUCCCCAGACUCUACUCUGUCUCUGUCAUCCUUUCUUCAAGACUCGCCUGGUUGGGAUGCAUCUGCUCGCUACUCCCACGUGGAGAUUCAUCCGGAGCUGGUGUUUGGAGUGAUUGCGUCGGCUCUGCCUUUUGUGAAUCACAAUGGCGUCUCUCGCAGCACUGGUGCAGCCCACAUGUUCAAGCAGGCCAUGGGUGUGCCUGCAUACAACCUCCCCCAUCGCUCUGACCGCACGCUCUUCCCUCUGCACUACCCACAGCGCGGGGGUGCCUGUGUGUGUGUCUGCCUGACGUCUCCCUUUCCUCCCUACCCGUCUCCACUCUUCCCACCCCAUCUCCUACAGGCCAUGGGCGUGCCAGCGUACAACCUCCCCCAUCGCUCCGAUCGCACGCUCUUCACUCUUCAUUACCCGCAGCGGCCGCUUGUUGCCUCCAGAAUUGCUGAGCUCGCCAGUGGCCUUUCAGACUUCCCCAAUGGGCAGAAUGCCAUUGUCGCCGUGAUGAGCGCUGGAUACAACCAGGAGGAUGCAUUGAUCAUCAACCAGGCGUCAGUUGACAGAGGGCUGUUCGGCAGCACCACCUUCAGAAGCUUCGUGGAAGAGGAGAGUAGAGGAAAGAGAGGGAGAAAAGGCGAGGGACGACCUCUGCGAGCUAAGGCGGAGCCGAUAGAUCUUACGCAAGAUGAUGAUAAUGCUGACGUGGCGAUGGCGCAGGCUGACGAGAAGGAUGCCACGUGGCAAGAUGAUGAGAAUGUGGCGGCCAAGCAAGAUGAUGACGUGGCAGUGAAUCAAGCGACGGGUGGAUGGGGGGAGCAAGGAGGGUCAGGGUCAGCAGGAGAAGGAGGAAGAGAAGAAGCAGCAGCAGCAGGGUGGGGUGAGAGGAGUGAGAAGGAGGGGGGUGGGAAUGGUGGGUGGGGCGGAAGUGAGAGGGCGGAGGGUGGGGUUGGUGGAUGGGGUGAGGGUCAUGGUGCUGCUGCUGCUGCUGCUGCUGCUGCGGAUAACAGUGAUGGUGUUGGUCGUGCUGGUGCUGCUGAUGGUGGGGAGGAUGGGGAUGGUGCGUGGGGUGGUGGUAAUGGUGAUGGUGAGGGUGGUGAUGGUGAUGGUGCUGUUGCUGCCGCUGGUGUGGAUAACAGUAAUGCUGUUGGUCGUGAUGACGAGUGGGGGAGUGGCGCUGCUGAUACUGCUGCUCGUAGGGAUGGUGGGGAUGGUUGGGGUGGUAAUGCGGGUGGGAGUGGUGAGGGUGAUGGUGAGGGUGGUGGUGGGAGUGGUGAGGGUGAUGGUGGGGGUGGUGGUACUGGUGAGGGUGGUGGAUGGGGUAAUGAGGAGGAUACAGGAAGAGUAGGAGGAGGAGCAGCAGCAAUGGCAGUAGCAGAAGAAGAAGCAGGGGGGUGGGGUGCAAGUGACAAGGAGAGGGACGCGGGUGGCGGGAUGAAUAACAGUGAAGGAGGGGUCGGAGGGGAAGGAGAGGGAGGUUGGGGUCUUGCUGCUGGUGCUAUUGGCGCUGAUAAUGGUGGUGCUGCUGGUGACUUUGGUGCGGAUACUGCUGGUGUUGCUGGUCGUGGUGGUGGGUUGAGUGGCAGUGGAGAAGGGGGAGGAGGGGGAGGGUGGGGUGCUGCUGGUGACGAUGGUGGUGAUACUGCUGGUGUUGCUGGUCGUGGUGGUGGGUGGGGGAAUGGUGCUGCUAAUGCUGCUGAUGCUGGUGGUGGGGGUGGUUGGGGUGAGGAGGGUGGAGAGGAGGAGGAUAGAGGAAGAGAGGGAGUAGCAGCAACAGCAGAAGCAGUGGGCUGGGGUGCAAGUGACAAGGAAGGGGACGAUUGUGGAGGGUUAAAUGGCAGGGUGGGCGGAGGAGGGGGUCGGGGUGGUGAGGAGGAGAAUAGUGGAAGAGAGGGAGGAGGAGCAGCAGCAACACAAGCAGGGGGGUGGGGUGCAAAUGAUAAGGAGGGUGACGAGGGUGGUGAGUUGAAUGGCAGUGGGGGAGGGGGGCGAGGGGAAGGAGAGGGAGGAUGGGGGGGAGGGGGAGGAGAGGAAGGAGGGGGAGGAAGGGAAGGAAGGGGAGGAGGAGGAGGUGGGGGAGGUUGGGGUGGUACGGGUGAUGCCGUAGGUGGUGGUAGUGCUGGUGGUGGGGGUGGUUGGGGUGGUGCAGGUGCUGCAGCUGGUGGUGGUGCUGCUGGUGAGGGUGGGGGUGGUUGGGGCAGUGAUGGUGCUGCUCGUAAUGGUGGUGCUCGUGGGAGUGGUUGGGGUGAUGGUGCUGCCGCUGGUGAUGGUGCGGGUGGUUGGGGUGGUGCUGCUGCUGCGGGUGAUGCUGCUGCUGGUGGUAGUGCUGCUGGUGAGGGUGGGAGUGGUUGGGGUGGUGCUGAUGCUGCUGCUGGUGGUGGUGGGAGUGGUUGGGGUGGUAGGGGUGAUGGUGCUGAUGGUGCUGGUGGUUGUGGGGGUGGUUGGGGUGGUGAUGCUGCCGCUGGUGGUGGUGGGAGUGGUUGGGGUGGUGAUGCUGCCGCUGGUGGUGGUGGGAGUGGUUGGGGUGGUGAUGCUACCGCUGGUGGUGGUGGGAGUGGUUGGGGUGGUACGGCUGAGGGUGCUGAUGGUGCUGGUGAUGGUGGGGGUGGUUGGGGUGGUACGGGCGAUGCUGCCGCUGGUGUUGGUGGGAGCGCUGGGAGAGAGGGGAUGGGCGAUGGGGGAGGGGCAACAGGAGAGGCGGUUGGGGGAGCAGGUGACGGGGGAGGGGGGAUGGGCGAUGGGGGAAGGGGGAUGGGUAAUGGGGGAGGGGGGAUGGGUAAUGGGGGAGGUGGGACAGGAGAGGAGGUUGGGGGAGCAGCGGCAGGGAGGACAGGGGAGGAGGUUGGGGGAGCAGCGGCAGGGGGGACAGGGGAGAAGGUUGGGGGAGCAGCGGCAGGGGGGACAGGGGAGGAGGUUGGGGGAGCAGGGGCAGGAGGGACAGGCGCAGUGGAGGGGGCAACGGGAAAGAAGGCGGCAGGGAUUAGGGUUUACUGUAGCUCGGGCGUAGGGGGAGGGAGCGCGGGGGUGUGGGGGAGGAGUGUGGCGGAUCGAGGUGUGUUUGGAGGGAGGGAGAGAGCUAUUCUGAUUGGCCACGUGGCGGCUGGGGUAGAAGGGGGAGGCGGCGUAGUGGGCGCUGCUUGCAUGUCGCCUCCUCACCCCGCAUCCCGCCCUUCUCUCCCAUCCUCUCCCCUCCAGCCGCCCUGCCUGACUGCCACAGGGGAGGAGGAAAAAGUGCGUAAUCUCAUGGUGUCUCAGGUGGAGGGGGGAGGUGGCAUAGUGGAUGCUGCUCGCAUGGACACGGACAGUCAUGGCACGCGGCUGGGGAGGGUGAGUCUCACCCUCUCACGCGAGUCUGGGGUUGUGACAGUCAGUCUCUGGGUAGAAGGGGGAGGCGGAAUAGUGGACGCUGCUCGCAUGGACACGGACCAGUCACGCCAUGCGACAUGGCAGUCAUGGUGUGCGUUUGAGGGCCACCCUCCGACCAGAGGUGGGGGACAAGCUCACGAGUCGGCACGGCCAGACGGGAGUUAUUGGGCCAGGGCCACGCUCCGACCAGAGGUGGGGGACAAGCUGACGAGCCGGCACGGGCAGAAGGGAGUGAUUGGCCGCGUGCUGCCCUCCCACGACCUGCCCUGGUUCGAUGCCGUUGCCAGAAUCAGUUCCUCUUUUAAAGCCCCUGGUGCUUCUGGCGGUGCUGCUGCUGGUGCUGCCAGUGCUGCCGCUGCUGGUGCUGGUGCUCCUGCAAAUGCAAAUUCAACUGCUGCUGGCGCUGCAGCAGUGGGAGCCCCACUAGGAGUGGUGCCUGAUCUGGUGAUCAACCCACACGCGCUGCCCUCCCGCAUGACACUGGGGCAAGUCAUGGAAGCACUGUUCGCCAAGGUAUCAGUGGGAGCCCCGCAAGGGGUGGUACCUGAUCUGGUGAUCAACCCACACGCACUGCCCUCCCGCAUGACACUGGGGCAAGUCAUGGAAGCACUGUUCGCCAAGGUAUCAGUGGGAGCCCCGCAAGGGGUGGUACCUGAUCUGGUGAUCAACCGACACGCGCUGCCCUCUCGCAUGACGCUGGGGCAAGUCAUGGAAGCACUGUUCGCCAAGGCACUGCAAGGGGUGGUACCGGAUCUGGUGAUCAACCCACACGCGCUGCCCUCUCGCAUGACACUGGGGCAAGUCAUGGAAGCACUCUUUGCUAAGGUGGCAUGCUCCCCCGUGCAAGAGACAAGCGGCAAUAAGAGCAUCUCCUCCUUCUCCUCGGACCUUUGGGGGUCGGACCUUCUGUCCGAAGCACAGCAGCGGCUGCGCAGUUGCGGCUACUCUCCUCUUGACUUGGGCAAAGACAUUGCGUACUGUGGGGUGACAGGACAAGAGAUGGAGGGGAGGGUGUUUGUCGGCCCCACUCACUACCUGCGGCUGAAACAUCUGGCAGCUGACAAGAGAGCCACAAGGGCCAUAGGGACCAAGCAGAUGACUACCCGACAGCCCACCAAGGGCAGGGCGCAGCAGGGGGGCAUGCGGGUGGGGGAGAUGGAGAGAGACUGCAUGGUGGCUCACGGGGCAGCGCACUCCCUCUCUGAGCGCCUCUCGCUCCUCUCAGACGCCACCGCCGUUACUGUCUGCUCUGCCUGCCGCCUCAUCGCCACUGCGGCGGGUGGCUCUGGGGGAGGUGCACCUGGGGGAGGUGGUGGUGGUGGCAGCGGUUUUGAUGGUUAUGCUGCUGCUGGUGGUUUCGGUGGCUUUGGAGGAGAGGGGAGUGAUCGCCAUGGCCCUGGGUGCCAGUCGUGUGGAAGCAGCAGGAACACCACAGAGGUGUGCAUGCCGUAUGCUGUGAAGCUACUGUUUGAUGAGAUGAGGGCCAUGGGGAUUUCAGUGCGCGUGCAGCCAUCCCACUGCUGA